AUGGAGGAAUUGGCAGGAGCUUUUGGCAGCAGUGCCAGCUUGGCACUUCGUUUGGGUCAGACCGUUUUCUCUUCUUCUUCCCUCUUCUUCAUGUGCUUGGAACUCGGAUUCUACUCUUACACGGCUUUCUGCUAUUUUGUAACAGUCAUGGGUUUGGUAAUUCUAUGGAGCAUAACAUUGUUGGUGGUAGAUGCUUACUCUGUCUUCAUACAGUCUUUACCGAUUCAACGAAGGCUCAUAGUGAUAAUCUUUUUUGGUGAUAUGAUUAUGUCAUAUCUAUCACUAGCUGCAGCAUGUUCCACCUCCAGUAUCGUAGAUCUUCUGCUUGAAGCUGGUGAAUCAAAUUGCCCACCAAAGUUAUGUGAUAGAUAUCAAUUAUCUGCUGCUAUGGCAUUCUUGUCUUGGUUUCUUUCAUCUGUCAUGAGAGUGGUACCUCAGUAG
Messenger RNA from Sphenostylis stenocarpa, 441 nucleotides. The record is from the annotation of a GenBank genome assembly. Lineage: Eukaryota; Viridiplantae; Streptophyta; Magnoliopsida; Fabales; Fabaceae.